Molecule: messenger RNA, 1059 nt
Organism: Lolium rigidum
Lineage: Eukaryota; Viridiplantae; Streptophyta; Magnoliopsida; Poales; Poaceae
Product: protein SOB FIVE-LIKE 4-like
Exons: 1
Coding region: 388-846 (152 amino acids)
Biological process (GO): cytokinin biosynthetic process
Source: RefSeq, a predicted model, not a curated record
CACACACUGCCAUCCUUUCUCCUUUCUGCAGUCCCUUGACACACCUCCACACACAUGCAUACACCAGCAGUCGUUGCCCUGAAGAACUCUUGGCACCUUCAUGCAAUCCAGCCCUCCCUCUGAAUUCCAUGUCCAGUGAAGAUUAGCUGGUGUUGGAGGCUUCAGUGCUCUUCUCAGGUUAUGGGCGUUCAAGAAGCACACACAAAACCAUCGCCUUCUUCAGUGCUGCAUUGUUAAGGAGAUUCAGAUUUCUGGAGAAGCAUAAGAGUGGGUGUUCCUUGAAUUCCAUCUCAAACCUCAUUCUGCCUUGUUUCUCUUCUGCCUUGUUUUCCUUCUGUCCCUUGUCUUUAGCCUUUCUUUCUCUGUCUCCUACUCCCAUAGCCUGUUAUGGAAUCCUCCCAGAUCACUGGGGAUGAUGGCGAAGAGUGCAACAGUAAUGAAUCCGGCUGGACAAUAUACCUGGCCUCCCCCACAAGUAGCGAUGAUGCAAAAGAGAAUGCCAGUGGAGGAAGUAAUGUUGAAGAUGGCAGUGGCUACAUCAGUGAGAGGAGGAAAGGGAAAGAAGCAACCAAUGCAGAUGAUGACGCAGAUUAUGAUUCCCUGGCAUCUGAUGCUUCCACAGGGCCAGCUCAAGUGAAGGUGCUUGAAGGCAAAGAAGAAAAAGAUAAUCACAAAAAUGAUGGUUGUAGCAAUGAACAUGGCAAGGAUGAAAAAGAUGAGAUACUUACCAAACUCUCCAACAGCAGCAACAGAAAGGCGGGAAAGAUGAAGAAAGGGGAUGAGAAAAACAGCAGAAGAGGGCACAAUAGAAGACGUAGCUCAUCAAGAACAAGCUUCUUUUGGUAACUGAUGUAAAGUCCUUGCUCAUCCAUUUUCUUUCUUAUCAAGCUAGAAUCCAUGUUAGAGGCAAGGGGAAUUGAAGGCCUUGUGAUGGUCCCUGCUAUUGCCUUCUAAGGUUUUCUCCAUUUGUUAACCACUCCAUAGGUUAGUUGUUACUAUGCAAAUCUGUCAACCUUUCAUUAUUAUUCAUUUAUUCAAUGCCACAUAACAUUGCAUGUU